This is a messenger RNA of Arachis duranensis, 805 nucleotides long. RefSeq names its product eukaryotic translation initiation factor 1A. The transcript has a single exon. The record is from RefSeq and is a predicted model, not a curated record. Gene Ontology annotation, biological process: translational initiation. The coding region runs from base 252 to 689 and encodes 145 amino acids. Gene Ontology annotation, molecular function: translation initiation factor activity; RNA binding. Gene Ontology annotation, cellular component: cytoplasm. NCBI's taxonomy places the organism in Eukaryota, Viridiplantae, Streptophyta, Magnoliopsida, Fabales, Fabaceae.
GAAACCGACCUCACCUAUGGAGUUAGCCGCCUUGAAGGAGUUAUAUAAAGGGCAGAAGCUGCUUUACGGUUCCUCCAACGCAAACUCGAUUAGAGUCAGAGAGCAAGAGAGAGAAGAGGGAAAAGCUACCAAUCCUAGGGUUUUAAAUUACCGCAGAAUUUAAUUUGAGCAAGCUUCAAGUAGACAAAGAACCCGAUUGAUUGAAACCUAAUCUGCAACUGUAAGAGAGGGAAAGAAAGAAGAAGAAGAAGAUGCCGAAGAACAAGGGAAAGGGAGGGAAGAACAGGAAGAGGGGGAAGAACGAAGCGGACGACGACAAGAGAGAGCUGGUUUUCAAGGAGGACGGACAGGAAUACGCGCAGGUCCUCCGUAUGCUCGGUAACGGCCGCUGUGAAGCAAUGUGCAUCGACGGCAUCAAGAGGCUCUGUCAUAUCAGAGGCAAGAUGCACAAAAAGGUGUGGAUCGCCGCCGGUGACAUCAUCCUCGUCGGCCUCCGCGACUUCCAGAACGACAAGGCUGACGUUAUCCUCAAGUACAUGGCUGACGAGGCCAGACUUCUCAAGGCCUACGGCGAGCUCCCUGACACCACCCGCCUAAACGAGACCGUCGGUGGUGGCCUCGAGGAUGACGAAGACCAGUUUGGCGACGACUACGUCGAGUUCGAGGAUGAGGAUAUCGAUAAAAUCUAAUUCUUAGUUAUCUUUUUGUCAGUCUUAUAUUUUCGGUUUCAUUGUUUUUCCAAGAGUUAGUUGUUAAACAUUUUUCUGAUGACGAAUUUACGGUGCUUACUGGAUUGAGAUGUUUA